AACACAGGUUCCGACCUGUGCAGCUGCCAGCAACAUAAUUUGGGUUUCGUCUCCUGAUAUCGUUUCGAUUCAAAAAAAAAAAAAAAAAGUCGCUCCUUUACAUUCCCACGCCCGUCGCAUAUUCUCCCAACAAUGUCAGACCCCGCGCACCCUCCUGACACUCCCAACGGAGCAGCGGAUCACGUUCAGCAUGUGGGGAAGAGUGCGAUAACCGCGGGGAAAGCAGCCACACAGCAACAACUGCUGUCCGCGUUGACGGCGACAGAUGUGACUAUCCGGCGGUUAGAUCUUCUCCUGUCCACUGCCACCGGGCAAGAGAGAGUCCUAGCGACAGUCAACUACGUCGCAUCCAUCCUCCACCACGUCUGCGGCUCAACACUGUACAAAACCCUCCAAACACGACUCCUCCUCCUCGCCCGAAUCAAAGCUCGCAGCGCCCCAACACCUGGCAAAUCGGCCCCGUCCGGCUCAAAAUGGGCAGCCCUAUCCUCCCUCGCCUCGGAAACGCGAUACAACCUCCGCCUAUUCGGACUCCUCCCACUAUGGAUAUGGGGCUCUGAGACACUCAAAAACCCACCGACAGACCCCAUCAUUUACUCCCUAACAAUGCUCCAGGUGGUCUCGAACGUCAUUUACCAACUCCUCGAGAACGUAGCCUACCUCGCCUCGAAGAACGUUCUAUCCAAGAAAUUCGUCGACAAAUACGGCGGAAUCGAUAAAUGGUACAUCUGGAGUACACGGGGCUGGUUCGGACAUAUCUUCUUCGAAUUCUUCGUCCUGUGGCGCCAACACAUCCUCCGGAAGAGACGUCUCGCGGCGCAGCGCGAAGCCGCCGGCAACACCGAGACCAAGGAGGAGAUUAAAGCAGAGGAGAAAGAGGCGCUCCGGUUGGAAAUUCGUUCGUGGCGCAAGAGUCUCGUUAACAAUACUAUCUGGGCUCCGUUGUGCUUGCAUUGGUGUCUUGAGAAGGGGAUUGGGAUUCCGGAGAGUUUGACGGGAUUGAUUAGUUUCAUGGCUGGGGCUUGGAGUCUACAUGAUCAGUGGACUGCUACGGCGAAGGCGAUUUGA
Molecule: messenger RNA, 1068 nt
Organism: Penicillium subrubescens
Lineage: Eukaryota; Fungi; Ascomycota; Eurotiomycetes; Eurotiales; Aspergillaceae
Exons: 2
Coding region: 133-1068 (311 amino acids)
Biological process (GO): peroxisome fission
Cellular component (GO): peroxisomal membrane
Source: RefSeq, a predicted model, not a curated record